GGCGAAAGCGUUUCAAUAUCUGGCCCAAAUAAGAUAAGGCCCAAUAUAAUUUUGACAGGCUCAAAAUAUCGUUAUGGGCCAAGAAACAGACAAACAAAAUUUUGUUCACUCUCAUUCUCUCUCGCUCGCUCGCUCUCAAUCUCUCCGGUUGGUUGGUUGGGUUUCCUCUUUGGUUCGUCUUCUCAAAAGUCUGCGAAAAUGGCGGCUUCGGUUCAACCUGCAUGCUUAGACCUCCACUUCUCCGGGAAGCAUCCGCCGCUGCUUAAACACAACGCUUUCUUCGUCCGCUGCGUUUCUUCUCCGUCGAAUUUUCCGGAACCAGACUCCCUCACUGACCCGCCUGACCUCAAUAUGAGCAAGGACCAGCGCAAAGUGGUUCGUAUCGCGUGGGAGAAGCUCGUCCGAUGGUCCCGCUCUUGGCGCGCCAAAGCCAAAACAGAUGUUCUCGAGCGCACUCGCAAGGUUGUUGUUCUCGGUGGAGGUUCGUUUGGUACGGCAAUGGCUGCGCAUGUAGCUAGAAGGAAAGAAGGAUUAGAGGUUAAUAUGCUUGUGCGCGACUCUUUUGUUUGCCAGUCUAUCAACGAGAACCACCAUAAUUGCAAGUAUUUUCCUGAGCAUAAGCUACCUGAGAAUGUGAUUGCCACAACUGAUGCGAGAGCUGCGUUGCUUGAUGCUGACUAUUGCCUCCAUGCCGUACCUGUGCAGUUCAGCUCAUCGUUUCUAGAGGGAAUCUCCGGUUAUGUUGAUCCAGGGUUGCCUUUUAUAUCUCUUAGCAAAGGUCUUGAGCUUAAUACUCUUAGGAUGAUGUCUCAGAUCAUUCCCACUGCGCUAAAGAAUCCUCGGCAGCCUUUCGUUGCGCUUUCUGGCCCAUCAUUUGCUCUGGAGUUGAUGAACAAUUUGCCCACUGCAAUGGUGGUUGCCUCGAAAGAUAAGAAACUGGCCAAUGCCGUUCAGCAGCUUCUGGCUUCUAGUUACUUGAGAAUAAACACUUCCAGUGAUGUUACAGGCGUUGAAAUUGCCGGUGCCCUGAAGAAUGUUCUGGCAAUAGCAGCAGGAAUCGUUGAUGGCAUGAAACUCGGUAACAACUCUAUGGCAGCUCUUGUAUCACAAGGUUGUUCAGAGAUAAGAUGGCUAGCCACAAAGAUGGGUGCAAAGCCAACAACCAUAACGGGUUUAUCAGGAACUGGGGACAUAAUGCUCACGUGUUUUGUGAACCUUUCAAGAAACCGAACAGUUGGAGUCAGAUUAGGGUCAGGGGAGACACUAGAUGACAUACUUAGCUCCAUGAAUCAGGUUGCUGAAGGUGUAGCAACGGCAGGGGCAGUUAUAGCAUUAGCACAGAAAUACAAUGUGAAGCUGCCCGUUUUGACAGCCGUGGCUAAGAUCAUUGAUAACGAACUGACCCCGACUAAAGCUGUUCUCGAGCUCAUGAACCUUCCUCAGGUUGAGGAAACGAAGAAGACGAUGGUGAAUAGAACCCAAAAAUCGGCGAGAGAGACAAAGCAAGAAGUUAAAGAUGGAAGCAAAGCAAAGAGCGGUUUGUUCGCUUCCUGUUCCUUCUCUUCGCUUGGCCUUGAUCCUAAGCUGUCUGACCAGCUCAAAGAAAGGAUGGGUUUUGAGGCUCCUACGCUUGUACAAGCUCAAGCUAUUCCUGUUAUCCUCUCCGGUCGAGAUGUACUUGUAAAUGCCCCAACCGGAACUGGGAAAACGAUAGCGUAUUUGGCACCAAUCGUCCAUCACUUGCAGGGUCAUUCUCCCAAGGUUGAUCGUUCUCAUGGAACUUUUGCUUUGGUGAUUGUGCCGACACAGGAACUGUGUCUUCAGGUGUACGAAACCUUGGAGAAGCUGCUGCAUCGUUUCCAUUGGAUUGUCCCUGGUUAUGUGAUGGGAGGCGAGAAAAAGGCUAAAGAAAAGGCCAGGUUAAGGAAAGGGAUAUCAAUUCUAAUUGCAACCCCUGGACGCCUCCUUGAUCAUUUGCAGAACACAGCUUCAUUUGUGCACAAGAAUCUGCGUUCUAGACAAAACGAGCCAGAGGAAACGGAUGAUGUUGUUCCGAUGGGAGCUCAGAAGCAGCACUUGUUAUUGUCAGCAACGUUGAAUGAUAAAGUGAACCACCUUGCCAAACUUAGUUUGGACGAUCCGGUGAUGAUUGGUCUUGAAAGCAGCAAAUUGCAGCAAAGCCUACCACUAGAGUCUCCUGAUUCUGAUGAGGAUGAUUUGGUAAUUCAUGUAAACAAAUCUGCAAACCCUUCAUCUGAGGACUAUGGAAUCCCAUCGCAGCUUGUGCAGAAAUAUGUUAAAGUGCCAUGUGGUGCACGGCUUGUGGCACUUCUUUCUGUUCUCAAGAACCUUUUUGAGAGAGAAGCAUCUCAAAAGGUGGUCGUAUUCUUCUCGACACGUGAUGCCGUAGAUUUUCAUUACUCACUUCUUAGUGAAUUCCAGUGGCCACCAAAAUCCGAGUCAGAAGAAGAGGAGGAGACGAAACAGUUGUUUCUCAAGUGCAAAACGUUUCGGUUACAUGGAAGUAUGGAGCAGGAGGAUAGAAGAUCUGCGUUUGGGACCUUCAAAGCAGAGAAACAGGCCCUUCUCUUGAGUACAGAUGUUGCUGCUAGAGGCUUGGAUUUCCCAAAAGUAAGAUGUAUCAUACAAUAUGACUGUCCCGGGGAAGCUACAGAGUAUGUGCAUAGAGUUGGUAGAACAGCUCGUAUUGGUGAAAAAGGAGAAGCCUUGCUGUUUCUACAGCCUGUUGAAAUAGACUAUCUCAAGGACCUUAAGAAACAUGGUGCAACUCUUGCAGAGUACCCUCUUCUAAAAGUUCUCGAUAAGUUUCCUCUACUCGGCAACAUGCCUCGUAUCAAAAAGGUCCUAUCCCUAGAAUCGCAUCCGUGGGUCAUCUCUCUGCAGAGAGCCCUUGAAUUCUUUACUUACGCCGAGCCGAAGAUGAAGAACCUGGCGAAGAAUGCGUUUGUGUCUUGGGUUAGGGGAUAUGCAGCUCACAAGGGAGAGCUCAAGAGCAUCUUUGUGGUGAAGAAGCUUCACUUGGGUCAUGUCGCCAAGAGCUUUGCGCUGAAAGAGCAACCUUCGUUGGUUGGAAAAUCGCACCAUAAGGAAACAAUGAAGAGGAAGAGAGACGAACGCCAAAAAGGCCAACACAAAAGCAAGAGAAAGAAGAUGAGUGGCGGCAGUAGAACUUGCUCUUUUCUUACGAACCUAUGCUAUGGCAAAACCAUUCAUGCUUCGGUCAUCGUGUUGGGUCGGCGAUACGAUCCUUUCAUUGCAACCUCGCUUGUCAAUAUGUAUGUAAAAUGUGGAUCUUUAGAUCACGCCGUCCAAGUGUUCGACGAUUGGUCUCAGAGUGGAGUUUCUGCUGGGGAUGUCACAGUUUGGAACUCUUUGAUUGAUGGGUAUUUCAAAUUUCGCAAAUUUAAGCAAGGGAUUGGUCGUUUUCGGCGAAUGCUGGUGUUGGGAGUAAGACCUGAUGCUUUCUCGUUAACCAUCGUUGUAAGUGUUUUGUGUAAAGAAGGAAAAUUGAGGCGGGAAGAGGGGAGACAGAUUCAUGGGUAUAUGUUAAGGAAUUCUUUAGCUGGUGAUUCUUUCUUGAGAACUGCUUUGAUUGAUAUGUAUUUCAAGUUUGGUUUAGCGACAGAUGCAUGGCGUGUGUUCUUGGAGAUUGAGGAUAAAUCUAAUGUUGUACUGUGGAAUGUGAUGAUUGUUGGGUUUGUUGAUAGUGGGCUCUGUGAAUUUAGCUUGGAGUUGUAUACGCUUGCAAAGAAUAACAGUGUCAAGCUUGUUUCCACUUCUUUCACCGGAGCUCUUGGUGCAUGUGGUCGUGGUGAGGAUUUUGGUUUCGGGAGACAGAUCCAUUGCGACGUUGUGAAGGUGGGACUUGACAAUGACCCGUAUGUUUGUACGUCACUACUGUCAAUGUAUUCAAAGUGCGGUAUGGUUGGUGAGGCAGAAACUGUCUUCAGUUGCGUUAUAGAUAAAAGACUUGAAAUGUGGAACACGAUGAUUGCAGCUUAUGCAGACAAUGACUAUGGAUACUCUGCUUUGGAGUUGUUCGGUUUCAUGAGGCAGAAUAGUGUUGUUAUGCCUGAUUCUUUUACCAUCUCGAAUGUUAUAGCCUGUUGCAGCACGUUGGGAUUGUUUGGCUAUGGAAAAUCAGUCCACGCGGAACUCUUUAAAAGACCGAUACAACGUACGCCUGCAAUAGAGAGUGCUUUACUCACUCUGUACUCUAAAUGCGGAUGUGAUACUGACGCUUAUUUAGUCUUCAAAUCAAUGGAAGAGAAAGAUAUGAUUGCAUGGGGUUCCUUGAUCUCAGGACUUUGCAAGAAUGGGAAAUUCAAAGAGGUAUUGGAAGUUUUCGGGUCCAUGAAAGAUGAUGAUGACGAUAGCUUGAGACCUGAUUCUGAUAUGAUGACCAGUGUUAUAAAUGCGUGUGCUGGAUUAGAGGCUCUCAGUUUUGGCCUUCAGGUUCAUGGCGUAAUGAUUAAAACUGGACAGGUGAUGGAUGGUUUUGUCGGCAGCUCCCUUAUCGAUCUGUAUUCUAAAUGUGGCUUACCAGAAAUGGCCCUAAAAGUUUUCUCUACCAUGAGACCUGACAACAUUUUCGCCUGGAAUGCAAUGAUAUCUUGCUACAGCCGAAACAAUCUUCCAGAACUAUCGUUAGAACUUUUCAACCUGAUGCUCAACCACGGUGUGUUUCCAGAUUCAGUAUCCAUCACAAGUGUCCUUGUAGCAGUCUCUUCAACUGCAAGCUUGCUUAAAGGGAAGAACGAGGUUCGGUUAAUGCGUUGGGCACCAAGUUUGGGAGCUGCAGGUUUGGCUGCUCGGCCACGACCAGAAGACAAAGGUUUUGCCCUGGUGGUUGGUAUAGGAGCAGCGAUGGCAGCCCAAGGGUCUUCAUCAUCAGAUUGCACUGUCUUCUUCAAGUUCAACGGUCUUGAAGACGUUGCAGGCGGAGGAGCAGCUAUGGAUCCCCACAAAUCAUCGUCUUCGGAUUUCGCUGCUGAUUUCACCGUGCUAAUCUUUGGUCUUGAGCUUGCAGCUAUAAAGAGCGAUGAAAAU
Molecule: messenger RNA, 5070 nt
Organism: Thlaspi arvense
Lineage: Eukaryota; Viridiplantae; Streptophyta; Magnoliopsida; Brassicales; Brassicaceae
Source: the annotation of a GenBank genome assembly